Molecule: messenger RNA, 708 nt
Organism: Bactrocera tryoni
Lineage: Eukaryota; Metazoa; Arthropoda; Insecta; Diptera; Tephritidae
Exons: 1
Coding region: 1-708 (235 amino acids)
Source: RefSeq, a predicted model, not a curated record
AUGAAGGGUUCCACAGGGGGCGUUAGCAAAGGUGCUUUUGCUAGGAAGCUGAAGUCGGACCGUCGAUUAGCGGCAAAAAUAGUGAAACGCUACGGUGGUAAGCAUGUUGGCCAGGUAACUGAGCAGCAUGCUAACACGCUUGAGUGGGCCAAGAAGGUGCUGAGCGAGACCGAGACCGAUAGCACACAACUUGAGACAAAGAGAACUGAACCAGCGGUUAAGCGGCAAAAGUCACAUGAGGGAGAAACCUCCCUUGGUAAGAAACCGCGAACGAGGGCUGCGCCAACCUUCAGCGAAAUCGCAAAAAGUGCCGACGCAAGAGUACUUGGUGUGCUCGACCGAAGCAGGGAGGACGGUGUCAUCUUCCAUAAAGAAUGGAAGAGAGUAGCUGCGGCUAUCUCUUCAGUCUUCCUCAAGGUGUUAAAGGAAAACCCUGGGCCACCCCCAAAAUGUAUAAGUGCCGGUUGGCACCACGGGCUCCACAAGCUGACCAGAUGUGCCGAUGAAAGAUCGGCCAUUUUAUAUAAAAAAGCAGUUUCUCUGGUGGGGGAGGUCUGGAAGGGAGCCAGACUGGAGGCCGUGGACAAAGAGGAUCUUCCUCUUCGCCCUAGGGUUCGCGUCUGGCUGCCUGCCGAACCGUCCACAGAGACAGAGGGCAUCACGGAUGGUCAGACGACCAUGGAGAACGGCCCAAACGACCAAUUUUAG